GCCCCCUGUGAGCUCCAUCAGGCCGCCGGGUGUCUGUGGCUCGAUUCGCUGCUCUGAUCUAGCUCCCCAGUCUGAGUAUCCAAGCUUGGCAGCUGCGAGCCUUCAUGAGGCGUGGCGGGAGCUGGGGGGAGAUCACAUUUUUGGAUACUGUACCCAUCUUUGAGAAAAGCCCAGAAAGAGAGCAUGGCUCCAGAGCAAAGGGAAGGGAAGUCUCAGGUGUCGGUGACAUUUGAAGACGUGGCCGUGCUCUUUACCCGGGAUGAGUGGAAGAAGCUGGUCCCCUCUCAGAGAAGCCUGUACCGUGAGGUGAUGCUGGAGAACUACAGCAACCUGGCCUCGCUGGGAUUCCCAUUUACCAAACCAAAGAUGAUCUCCGUGUUGCAACAAGGAGAAGAACCCUGGAAAUCAGAGAAAGAAAGUCAUGGAUGCUCCCCUCUUGGAUGUCAUAGCAGUCUUCAAACCACAAAAUCAACUCAAACUAAAGAGUCAUUGUUUCAGGAAUUAAAGAGAAAACAACUCAACAGGGAUGAGGCCUGGGACUUCACCUCAGGAAAAUCCGGCAGACCUGACAACAGUUUUAGGACACAGGAUACAAAUGAAAGCUUAGAAAUAAUUUCAAUCACCCAUACAAAAAUUCUUACUAUAGAUAAAAGCCAUAAGAAUUUUGAAUUUGGUCCAAGCGUUGGCCUGAAGUCAAUUGGUAAGCAAAAGAUUGCAAGAGAAAAAACACAAAGAAAUAGCCUCAAGGAAAAUUCAACUUUACUUAGUCAACCAAAACUCAAGACAGUAGAGAAACGCUAUAAAUGUAGUACUUGCGAAAAAGCCUUCAUUCACAACUCAUCCCUUCACAAACAUCUGAAAAACCAUACUGGAGAGAGACUAUUUCAGUGUAAAGACUGUUUGAAAGCUUUCAGCCAAAGUUCUGCCCUUAUUCAACAUCAAAGAACUCACACUGGAGAGAAGCCCUAUAUAUGUAAAGAGUGUGGAAAGGCCUUCAGCCAUAGUGCAUCCCUCUGCAAGCACCUAAGAACUCAUACUUUGGAAAAAUCCUAUACAUGCAAAGAAUGUGGAAAAUCUUUUAGCAGAAGGUCUGGCCUUUUUUUGCACCAAAAAAUCCAUGCCCGAGAAAAUCCUCAUAAAUAUAACCCAGGAAGGAAGGCAUCCACUUCCCUUUCAGGAUGCCAGAGAAUUCAUUCCAGAAAGAAGACCUACUUGUGCAACGAAUGUGGCAACACCUUUAAGUCUAGCUCAUCCCUUCGUUAUCAUCAGAGGAUCCACACCGGAGAGAAACCUUUCAAGUGCAGUGAGUGUGGUAGGGCCUUCAGUCAGAGUGCAUCGCUUAUUCAGCAUGAAAGAAUCCACACUGGAGAAAAGCCCUACAGAUGCAAUGAGUGUGGGAAAGGCUUCACUUCUAUCUCAAGACUCAAUAGACACCGAAUAAUUCAUACGGGAGAGAAAUUGUAUAAUUGCAAUGAGUGUGGCAAAGGCUUAAGUUCCCAUUCAACUCUUAUUAUUCAUGAAAGAAUUCACACUGGAGAGAAACCAUGUAAAUGUAAAGUUUGUGGGAAAGCCUUCCGACAAAGUUCAGCUCUGAUCCAACAUCAGAGAAUGCACACUGGAGAAAGACCCUAUAAAUGUAAUGAGUGCGGCAAGACCUUCAGGUGUAACUCAUCCCUAAGCAACCAUCAGCGGAUCCACACCGGAGAGAAACCGUACCGAUGUCAGGAAUGCGGGAUGUCAUUUGGUCAAAGUGCAGCUCUUAUUCAACACCGAAGGAUUCACACAGGAGAGAAACCCUUUAAAUGUAACAUGUGCGGGAAGAGUUUUAGGCAGAGCUCCUCACUUAUUGCCCAUCAGAGGAUUCACACAGGAGAGAAACCCUAUGAGUGUAGUGCUUGUGGCAAGCUCUUCAGCCAGAGAUCCUCCCUAACCAAUCACUAUAAAAUUCAUAUCGAAGAGGACACCUUGAACACAGAUUUGCAUGAGUAAACAAUUAACCAAAGUUCCUCAGAGAAUAUAUUCUUCAUAUUGACAAUAACUAUAGUGACUAUGAGGAAACUUAUUAAUUUAGUCCUAUGGGAUAUUGAGAAUACAAGAAUAAGACUGUGGUCAUAUAAUAAUUAACAGAGAAAAUUUCAUACCUGCCAGUCACUUUUUAAGACCAGACACUUAACUGUAGCAGACAUUGACAAUGGCCAUUUAUAAGGUAACAGAAACACCUUUUUAUCUCAUCCACAUAAUAUAAAAUAUGCAAUAUAGAAACACUAGAAAAAUCUGAGUUCAAGAGUGUUGAUUUGUCAUUAGAAAAAGGAAUACCAGCUAUUAGCAUACUUACUACAUGUAAUAUUUUAAUAGUAAAUACUUAAAAUAUAUGCAUUUUUAAAUCAAUGGGCAGAAUUAAAGAAAGGAAAACAAAACAAAAAAACUACCUCGUACUGUCUUUUCCUAAGCUACUGUCAAACUGCAUGGUUUUUAUUAAAGAGAAAGAAAGAGAA
Messenger RNA from Mus caroli (Ryukyu mouse), 2495 nucleotides. RefSeq names its product zinc finger protein 354B. Lineage: Eukaryota; Metazoa; Chordata; Mammalia; Rodentia; Muridae. Gene Ontology annotation, cellular component: nucleoplasm. Gene Ontology annotation, biological process: regulation of immune system process; regulation of cytokine production; negative regulation of transcription by RNA polymerase II. Gene Ontology annotation, molecular function: DNA-binding transcription repressor activity, RNA polymerase II-specific; RNA polymerase II cis-regulatory region sequence-specific DNA binding. The record is from RefSeq and is a predicted model, not a curated record.